AAGCGCUGAGGGGCACGCGCGCGGCCGCGCGGCGGCUCCGUGACGUAUGUGAUGACGUCAGGUCGACGUCACGGAGCAUCGACGACGACAUGCCCGGUGUGCCGGCCGGCCCGGUGACGUCACGGGUGCCCGGGGGAGCCGCCAUGGCAGGCGCCCCCCGUGGCACCGCACAGCCGCGGCAGAGCCCGGAGCAGCGGCGAGCCGCCGACAUCAUCCGCCUGCUGACGCUCUACCGGCCCCUGCUCGACGCCUUCGUCAUUGAUUUCUUCACCGAGGAUCUGUGGGCCCAGCUUCCCCCAGCCUGGCAGCCCGUCCUGGCCGGUGCCACCCCGGUGCAGCUGGCCGGGCUCCUGGGGGGCCGGGGGGGCCCGGGGGCCGCCUGGCCGCUGUCUCUGCUGGCCUUUGGGGCCACUGCCCGUGCCCUGGCCUUCCCCCGGGGGUGCCCGGGAGCGUCCCUGCGCCCUCCGUGCCAGAGCUCCGGGCUGCCCCCGCUGCUGCGCCGCCACGUCAAACCCAAAAAGCAACACGAGAUCCAGCGCCUGGGCAAGCUGCUGCGGCGGCUGAGCCGUGCCACCGGCUGCGAGCACGUGGUGGACGUUGGAGCGGGGCAGGGCCACCUGUCCCGGCUGCUGGCCUUUGGCCUGGGGCUCAGGGUCACUGCAGUGGAGAGCGACGCCCGCCUGGUGGGCCUGGCCGAGCGCUUUGACCAGGAGCUGCUGCGGGAGCUGGCCAAAACCAGGGGGCUGGCACACAGGAGACCCCUCCCGUGUCCCCUCACCCCUCGUGCCCCCCGGCACGUGGCCGGCCGCCUGGACCCUGCAGCUCCCUGGGGGGAGUUCCUGCUGCCCCCCGACCCCCCGGGAGCCGGCCCCGCUGCCCUGAACCCGCUGGGGGGCCCGGGGGGCUCUGAGGACGGAGGGAGGGUGCUGCUGACGGGGCUCCACGCCUGCGGGGAUCUCGGCCCUGCCCUGCUGUGCCACUUUGCCCGCAGCCCUGCCGUGGCUGCCGUGGCCUUGGUGGGCUGCUGCUACAUGAAGCUGUCGAGCGCCCCGCAGCAGCCCCCUGGCUACCCCCUGAGCGCCUCGGUGGCGGCAUUGCCGGGCCACCAGCUGUCCUACCGGGCACGGGAGGCCGCGUGCCAUGCGCUGGAGGAGUACCAGGGCCGGCUGCGAGGGGGCGGUGCCCACCUGCGUGCCCACUGCUACCGCGCCGUGCUCGAGAGCCUGAUCCGCGCCGCCGAGCCCGGCAAGAGGCACCUCGGCCUGCAGCCCGGCAGGAAGGCACACACCCUCAGCUUCCCCCAAUACGCCCAGCUGGGGCUGCCCCUUGCGGGACUGGACCCAGUGGGGGUCCCACUGGACUCAGAAGCCGUGGGGGCCAUGCUGGAGCAGCAGCACAAGGUGGUGGCGUUCUACACCCUGGGGCAGCUCCUGGCACCCGUCGUGGAGACCCUCAUCCUGCUCGACCGGCUGCUCUACCUGCGGGAGCAAGGUUUCCACUGUGCCCUCGUGCCCCUCUUCAACCCUCGGUUCUCCCCGCGGAACUUUGUGCUGGUGGCCGCACGGACCCCGCUGGCCACAGCACUGGCUGGGCUGGCCAAGGACAGUGAGGAUGGGCACAGCAGCGAGGAUGAGGAUGUGGAGGAAGCAGAGUCCACCAUGGAGAGGCAGAGCCCCAAAUAAACCCAGGAUUUGUACACUCCA
Molecule: messenger RNA, 1703 nt
Organism: Haemorhous mexicanus (house finch)
Lineage: Eukaryota; Metazoa; Chordata; Aves; Passeriformes; Fringillidae
Gene: METTL25B
Product: methyltransferase like 25B
Biological process (GO): rRNA modification
Molecular function (GO): rRNA (adenine-N6,N6-)-dimethyltransferase activity
Source: RefSeq, a predicted model, not a curated record